This is a messenger RNA of Aspergillus calidoustus, 984 nucleotides long. The record is from the annotation of a GenBank genome assembly. NCBI's taxonomy places the organism in Eukaryota, Fungi, Ascomycota, Eurotiomycetes, Eurotiales, Aspergillaceae.
AUGACCACCUCUUAUCCUGGAACUCUACACCAUUAUGCACCCCGCUUAACAGCCUUCGAGUUUGGCCAGCCAAACACAGCUCCCAAACCCCAUAGUAUUCUCUUCAUUGGCGGCCUCACAGACGGGCUCUACACCGUGCCGUAUGUCCAAGAGAUUGCAAAGGCUGUAGAGCCCACGGAAUGGUCCCUCUUUCACCUCCUCCUUUCCUCCUCCUACGGUGGUUGGGGAAUAGGUAGUCUUGACCAGGAUGUCGAAGAAAUCGGACAAUGCGUCGACUACGUCCGUAAACUGAAGCAAAGCUUUAGCUCUAGCACCGCUAACAAAGUGGUCAUAAUGGGUCAUUCCACGGGAAGCCAGGACGUUUUGCAUUACCUGCAUUCGCCGAAUCCACUCCCGUUUAACCCGGAUGUUGACAGGGUGCAAGGGCUUCUUAGGCCGGUUGUAGACGGGGCAAUCAUGCAGGCGCCUGUUUCGGAUCGUCAGGCAAUGCUUCCAUCUGUACAGGGUAAUUUGGAGGGACGCGAGGCGUAUGAGAAACUCGUGGAGUUUGCGCGCAGCAAGCCUGCUCGGUCGAUUUGUCCAAUUGAGCUGACCGGGUUGGUUGGGUUGCCUCCAGGUACACCGGUGAAUGCCAGGAGGUUUUGGAGUCUUGCGAGCCCUGAAAGUCCAGAAAAACCAGCAGAAGAUGAUCUGUUUAGUACGGAUCUGACGGAUCAGCGCCUUGACCAGACGUUUGGGCGGGUCGCGGAGAGAAAGCUGCUACAGGGAACGCUGGUGGCGCUGUACUCUGGGAGCGAUGAGUAUGCGCCAGAAGGGGUUGAUAAGGAGGCAUUGCUGGCACGGUGGAAACGCGCCACAAAUGCUGGAGAGAAGAAGUGGGAUGAUGAAGCCAGUGGAGUCAUUCCUGGCGCAAGUCAUAAUGUUCGAGGUGAGGGACAGACGUGGUUGAUUGAGCGCCUCGUCAACUAUCUGAACCGAGUUUGA